ACGACGAUGGCGGCGGCGGCUUUGUAGAUGCCCCUCUGGAUGAUGCUCUCUCUCUGGGUGGGUGUCGCGGUGUAUUGUGGGCAGUUUUGGGUCUAAGCAGAGCACAGUUCGUCAUCUCCAGGAAAGAUGGCUGCUCUGGGCACCACAGCGGCUCUUCCUCCAGAUGUCAGUCCCGGUUUCGCGGUGGUCUGCUCGUUUCUGGAGCGCUACGGGUCUGUUCUGGAUCUGCCCGAGCUGUCGUUCCCGCAACUGGAGCGGUACCUACAGGAGACAUCAGCGGUUCCUCGGCCGUUGAUUGAGCUCCAUGUCAAACUGUUGCGGAAGAUCGGGAAGUCGGUCACACCAGACAGAUGGGAGAAGUAUCUCGUAAAGGUGUGCCAGGAAUUUAACAGCACCUGGGCAUGGGAAAUGGAGAGAAAAAGCUACCUGGAAAUGACAGUAGAGUGUAAGACUGGCAUUUUAAAGUACUUGUGCGAGUGCCAGUUUGACGACAAUCUCAAGUUUAAGACGUUAAUUAACGAGGAAGAUCCGGACAAGAUGCGUCUACAGCCCAUCGGUAGAGACAAGGAAGGUCUUCUGUACUGGUUCCAUUCAGAUCAAGAUCAGAAUAUACGUGUUUAUUCUGAGGAACAGGAUGAUUUGGAUGGGUCCUCGUGGAAAUGCAUUGCAAGGACUAGGAAUGAUCUUGCAGAUACACUAGAACAGCUUAAAGCUAAGAUCGAUCCAGCCGCGACGGACCAAGAGAAGCAAGACGGUCCCACCAGCCCAAGUAUGGAGAAAGAAGAUGUUAAAGGCGAGACCGAAGACGUGAAGAACCAUGUAUCCGGAGAUUUUACCAACAGCACCUUCAAUUCCAACGAGAGUGAGUUAAUUCCUAAAGCCAUUAAGAAAGAAGCAGCGGAUCCCAUUAAACCAGAGCAAGAAGAGAAAGUCGCAGAAACUCUUAAACCCAGAGUUGUCAUUGACAACAGGGUUAGUACGAUCAAAACUCUCCUCAAAGAAGAACCGAAAGAUUGUCCCAAACCAUGGAACGCUAUUUCCGUCGUCAUGCCCCCAGCUUCCAUCAAACACGACCCGCCGGUGAAACCAGAGGCGCACGAAGACAAGAAAGAGCUGGUGUUUGAGAACGUGGCUAGAGUUAUAAAGAGCGAUCAACAGGCUAAAAUACCACUGAAGAAGAGGGAGCUGAAAAGGAGUGUGAGCAAUUACUACAGCAGCGUCAAUCACUGCAACAACAACCUUAACAGCAACGGUAGCAUCAGCACAGGAGGUAUAAUCGUUCGCAAUCCUUCUGUCUUGAUACUGAGGGAGCAGCAAAUCGGAAGAGAAUACCCAAAUGACGAGGAGAAACGACCGAUGGCUAUCAUCCCUGUAAGCCAAGAGCCAAAGGUUGACCAAAUGGCAGCACGGGAACACUACACAGGUGUUAUCAAAGGUCCCAUUGAGUGUAAAAAGCCAUUGAAUGAAGUCGAUAGUUCUUCAAAUGGUCAUCACGGAAAUGGGAAUGUCGUGAAGACUGAAGUUGGAGGCACAGAUAGUGUAAGACAGUCUGUCCUUGUUGGGAAAUCCACGGUUCAAGCAGACAACGGUCCUCUUCCUUGUAGCAUCCCUGAGGGUUUGUUAAAAGAUGUUUGCGGUAAGAUCCCAGAUGUGUCUGCGAAAGCGUCAAACCUUGUUGAGGGGUCGCCAACGACUGAAGAGACCACUUCAGUUGCGGAAAAGGUGGAAAAAGCUGACGAGGACGACGAAGAACUCAAAAGCAAGACGGCUGGUUUGUCAGCCGAAGAAAAAAACGAUGUUGAGUUUGAGGAUGUCAGCAAAGACAAAAGUCUGAAAAGCUCAAGAAAGAGACGGUUACAAAAGACCAAAUCCAAGCUGCGAGCAAAAGAAGAUGGGCAAAAUGCAUCGAGGAUGGGAGAGUUUUUGGAAAAGGAUGCUGAUAAAAUCGUACCCAACGAUGACGAAGAGGUAUCGUCAGAACUUCAGAAGGAAGGGAUUCGCCUGAAGAUUAAGAUCCCGCUUCACAGACGAACGCCUGAACUCCAGAACAAGGACGCAGAGGAGUCGGAAACCAGCAAUCGGAGAUCCCUGCGGAGAUCUGCCAGAAUCUGCAAGCCCAGCCCCAAAGUGGCAGAUAGUCGGGAUAGGAAACAAGACGGGAAACUUUCAGCCUCCUCAGCAGCUCCGGAGGAAGAGGAGUGCAUGGAAGACGAAGAGGCGAAAAUUCAAUCCAAGAAGGAGAUGCACAUAAAAGAGGACACAGACGUACACCCCAAGACUUUUAAGGCCAAACGGCGACACCGGCGGAAAUGUUGGUCAAAAAUUCGGACGAGAAAUUGCAAAUCCAAAGGAGCUCAGGAGCGGGAAGAAGAAAUGGCCGACGACAAAUCCGCAAACAAUGAAGAUAACACAUCAGAGAAAGGAGACCACAAGAGUGAGACCGAAUCGGACCAAUCCAAUGAGAUUCCACCGGAAGAUGCUUGUAAACACUGUGGGCUCGCCAACCACCCAGAACUAAUCCUUCUUUGUGACAUGUGUGACAGCGGCUAUCACACGGCCUGUCUGAGACCUCCUCUAAUGAUCAUUCCUGAUGGAGAAUGGUUCUGUCCUCCCUGCCAGCAUAAGCUUCUCUGUGAGAGGCUUGAAGAACAGCUUCAGAAUCUGGACACGGCUUUGAAGAAGAAAGAGAGAGCUGAACGAAGACGUGAGCGGUUAGUGUAUGUAGGUAUCAGCGUGGAGAACAUUAUACCCACCCCAGACGGUGAUGGAGAGGAAAGCUUGACAGAGAAGAAAAAAGAUGUUAAGAAGAGUAAGAAUCUAGGCAGGCGAUCGACUAGGACGAGGAAAUCCAUCAGUUAUAGAUUUGAUGAUUUCGAUGAAGCCAUUGAUGAAGCAAUAGAGGAAGACGUUCAAGAUCCAGAAGGAGGAGGCACUGGUCAUGGUGAACCUACGGCGCCGGUCACGAAUCAGCAGAGGAGCGCGGUGAGCCGAGAGAGUCGACGGCCGGUGAAAGCUCCCGCCCCGCGCAAGAGGAAACGCCGGAGACUCAAUGACCUGGACAGUGACAGUACGCUGGAUGAGGAGGAGAGCGAGGACGAGUUCCAGCUCAGUGACAGCAUGGAGGAGGAGGAUUUUGUGGCUUCGGGAGACGGUGCGUCUGACGGUGACGUGGGCUCUUAUGAUGCGAGUGAAUGGGGCAGCGGUGAAAGUGCCGCCGAAAAUCAACCGUCCUCCAGGAGAACAGGAAGAAGCGCUCGCUCCCAGAGAACCAGGAGGAGCAGACGCAGACCUCCUGACCGACGAAGAGGUUCCUCAGAAGAAGAAGACAUGCUAGACUCUGAGGAAGAGGAGGAGGAAGAAGAGGAAAUGGAAACCGAAGGCUCUAACGAGUUCAGCGACAGCGACGUGGACGUGAAUAGAAGGCGUCCACGACGGCGUCAGAACUCUCAUGUCAACUACUAUGAGACGUCAGAGUCUGAAGGGUCACAGAAGGCGUCCGGUCAGAAACACUCCUCUCUUCCUCACCGUCGACGGCUGUCCAGCUCCAACAGUGAAGAGUCCAUACCUUCUAAAGAGCCAAAGAAAUCGCUUCAAAGAUCUGAAAAAGGACGCAAGUGUAAUUCAUCAAGGGAAGAGUCCAAACACAGGCACAAACGAGAAAAACAGAGACUGCAGAGAAGCUCCAGUGAAGACAAGGAGGAGGAGGAUGGAGGAGAAACAGAGGACUCUGAGGAAGACGAACCGCCUCUUCGCAAGAGGUCGAACCGCAUCGAAACAGACGAAGAAGAGGAGGAAGAGGAGAACAGACGAGGAAGAGUCCGGUGGAAGCACAGAGCGGGUUCUCGAGGUCCCGUCAGGCACAACGGCUUGGUCCCACUGAGGGCCGCAGCUCAGGAUGAUGAGGAUGAGGAUGAGGAAGAGUUCACUGGAGUCACGGACCUUGUUAACUUUGUUUUCGACAGUGAACAGUUGUCAUGAUCAGCUCAGUAGGUUAAAUACGUUUUCUCAUCGCCUUGUCAUGGGAAUGUCCCUCUUCAGCCAACGUAGUCUCCUGGUUUUGGGUGUAGUGGACCAAAUAUGAAGCUUCCAGACUGUGUAGUGUCUGUUCAGAUGUUUAAAAGCACUCUAGUUCAUCCAGCCGCAUGCAUCGUCCUACCGGUUUAGAACAGGGUCUUCUUAAUACUCCAGUCACCAUUCCUCAGAGUGAAGCACUUUGUCAUUUACGGCCAGUACCAUUUCGUUUGUAUAAAGCAGCUUCGGUCGUCCUGUAGAGACAGUGGACAGCGCGCAUUUGAAGCUUACGUGUUACGUGCAUUUCAAACUGGUGUUUUAGACUUUUACAUUCUCUGUGUUGCUGUUUUCUUCUUUUUGUAUCUGAAGGAAAUUCGAGGUUGACAAGGUGAUGCUGAACCAUAAUUUAAGGAUAUGUUCACCCGAAAAAUGAAAAUUUGAUUGAAAAGUUUGUGUCAUCAUCAGAUUUGAAGAAAUGUAGCAUUGCAUCAGUGUCUCACCAAUGGAUGCUCUGCAGUGAAUGGGUGCCGUCGGAAUGAGAGUCCAAACAGCUGAUAAAAACAUCACAAUAAUACACAUUCCUGCAGUCCAUCCAUUACUAUCUUGUGAUGCCAAAAGCUGCAUGUUUAUAAGAAACAAAUCCUUCAUUAAGAUGUUUUAACUUUAAGUUAAGUCCUCUGUCCAGUGAAAAAUACUUGUCUGGAUCAGGAGAGAAGUAUGCAGAGAUCCAGCAUAAUUUACAAGUGAAAACAGUCCGUAAAAUCUCUAAACAAAUAUGUGGUUGUAUAUUUUAAAAUAUACUCUAAACAAGUAUAUUUUAAUUAUAAAAUUUCCUUGUUUCUUAUAAACAAGCGGCUUUUGACUUCACAAGAUGUUAACUGAUGGACUGGAGUGCUGUGGAUUAUUGUGAUGUUUUUAUCAGCUGUUUGGACUCUCGUUCUGACGGCACCCAUUCACUGCAGAGGAGUGAUGGAAUGCUACAUUUCUCCAAAUCUGUCUAAAUGGGGAAAAACAAACAAACAAACAAACAAACAAACAAACAAAAAACUAAUCUUUAUCUUAGAUGGCCAGAAGGUGAACAGGUUUUCAGCAAAAUUUUAUUUUAUGGUGAUUUAUUCCUUAAAAACGAAAUAAGCAGACCAGCUAAUAAAGGAAGAAACACUUUGGAGGAUAAUAGAAAAUGAUCUUAAUAUUAAAGAUUCUGCAAUUUAGCUGCAAAUGAUUUUAAUUUAAAAGACUAAUAUACUCUCUUUACCUAAAAUAACAUUGUAUGUUAUAUUACAAAGGACAUGAUUUACUUAUUUCUCAGAUUAGGACAUUUUCUGUACUUUGAAAGCUGUUGCUGAAGUUUUAGUACACUUUAAUGAGACGUUCAGUCACAUUUAAGUCCCUGUCUGAGUUUUAACGUGUCAACUGAAUGCACUUGUCGUUCAAGCACCUUUGACGUGCCUUUCGGUACCUUAUUGUUGAAAUGUUCUGUUCGACAACAGUCUGGAUCACUCUUUUCAGAGUUGUCUUUUAGUGUUUACUCCAGGCUGGUGUUCUUUAUGUUGGAAGAUUGUUUGAAUUAGAACGCCAUCAUUCCGACACAAAUCUAAUAUUCAAAAAACCUCACAAGCACUAGAAUAAUAAUAAUAAUGGUGUUUUAAAAUUUGCUUUCAGUCAAAUAAUGUGUUUUUAAACCGUGUACUACUGGAAUUCGUGUUUUCCUUCUCAUUUUAUUUCACUCUUACUUUCCAAAUGUACAUCUCCAUAUUUCAAGGAAAAUAUUCACAAAACAGAAAUAAACUUAAUGUUGCUGUUAA
Messenger RNA from Carassius gibelio (silver crucian carp), 5816 nucleotides. RefSeq names its product remodeling and spacing factor 1. The record is from RefSeq and is a predicted model, not a curated record. The coding region runs from base 127 to 3978 and encodes 1283 amino acids. Gene Ontology annotation, biological process: regulation of DNA-templated transcription. Lineage: Eukaryota; Metazoa; Chordata; Actinopteri; Cypriniformes; Cyprinidae. The transcript is spliced from 16 exons. Gene Ontology annotation, cellular component: RSF complex.